AUGCAUACAUCAACACCUUUCGCUCAUAAGGGAUCACAACGUUAUACAAUUCCUUGUGGAAUGAACAUUUCGAUGAACAAUCAGUCAGAUUCACACUUAUCUGGGGCUCAAGUAAAUAUGAAAAAGCGUAACAAACCAUUGAUGGAGAAGCGUAGACGUCAACGCAUCAAUCAUGCACUUGAAGAAUUGAGAAAAUUGAUCAUAGAACCUCGAAUGAAGCAUUCUAAUAAACUGGAGAAAGCCGAUAUUUUAGAUAUGACUGUGAAAUUUAUCAGGGAACUAUCAGCCAGUGAUAUACCCGGAAAUUGCCACUGCAUAUGCAGUGAGACAAAACAAACAGAAAAUAUACACACAUUUCUCUAUGGUUAUCUAUCUUGUGAAACAGCUUUCAAAUAUUCUAUUCAGAAAAUCCUCUCCAAGCAGCAGUCAACAAACGGAUCUGAAUCUAGAUCUUACACACUAUCAUCCUCCUCAUCAUCUUCUCCUUUUUGUAAUCUGGCCGAACAAAAUUAUCUGUCUGUUAUUUCUGAAGAAAUGACUCUCCACAAACAAUCAACGAUAUCUCGCUUGUUUAAUAUGGAUUUAUCCUCCCUUCAUUGUCCAUCAAGCCCUUUCAUAACAAAACAGAAGUCACUGAGUGAUUCAUCGAAUUCAACCAGUUCAAUGAUAGAAUAUAGUCCUCGACAUCAUUCACCCUUCCACUGUAUAGAACUACACAGUCCAAGGAAUUCACAAGUACAUUCAGCCAUGAGUGAAUAUGUUUUUGAUAAUGAAACUUCAAUAUCACCAUCUUAUAACUCUUCUUUAGUGUCUAACGAAACAGGUGAUGUUUCAGAUGGAAAACCUUUGUGGAGACCAUGGUAG
Molecule: messenger RNA, 864 nt
Organism: Heterobilharzia americana
Lineage: Eukaryota; Metazoa; Platyhelminthes; Trematoda; Strigeidida; Schistosomatidae
Source: the annotation of a GenBank genome assembly